AUAAUUUUGAAAAUUUUUAGAAUCAUCAAUUUUUUUGUUGUUUUUCUUUGAGGUUAAUUAAACUCUAAAUUAUAAAUUAUAAUCUAAUUAACUGUUGGUAAUAAUUUUUUAAUUUUGUUCCGUUACUAUGAACUAUGGUUGACAAUACGCCAAAUAUUCGACCAUUACCACAUUUUUUCAAUGAAAACGUUUUCCUUUCCAAAAAAGCUCGCAGUUCAACACCAUGUAAGAAAAAGAUUCCUCCUCGGCCACCCUGCAAGAGUUUACCACCUAAAGGAAGACUCUUCUCAGACACCAGACACAGUCGUGCUCAAGCUGUUAGUUUUAAGGAGAGCGACUUCUCUACACUAAGUAAAGAUUAUGAUGUAACUCGAAGCGAAUCAUAUUUUCAACAAUGUUUCAAAAUUGAGAAGAAAAUUGGAGCAGUCUUUGGUAAUGUUUAUAAAUGUAUAAGUAAAGAUGACGGUAAAUACUAUGCAAUCAAAAAGUCUCGUGAAAGGUAUAAAGGUAAAUCAGACCGAGAUCGUCGUUUACAAGAAGUGGCCAAACAUGAGCAAUUCUCAGGGCAUCCGAAUCUGGUCAAAUUUUACAAAGCUUGGGAAGAAAAUGGCUACUUGUACAUUCAAACUGAACUUUGUGAUUGUUCUUUGAGUGAAUUUCUUGAAAAUAAUCAUGAUAUUUCCGAACCAAUGGUUUGGAAUUUUCUCACCGACCUUUUAUCUGCCUUAAAACAUCUUCACGAUCGUGAUCUAAUACAUCUUGAUAUCAAACCGGACAACAUUUUUAUAUCUAAAGAUGGCCUUUUCAAAUUGGGUGAUUUCGGUCUGGUCGUGGAAGCCUCAGAAAUUGAUAUCGAUGAGGUAACCGAAGGUGAUCCCAAAUAUCUUGCUAAAGAGUUGAUGCAGGGAAAAUUCACCAAAGCAGCUGAUAUAUUCAGUCUUGGUAUUACCACAUUAGAAUUAGCCUGUGAUCUUGAAGUGCCUAGUAAUGGAAAUGGUUGGCACCAACUAAGAGAAGGAAAAAUGCCAGAACAUUUCUUUAACAAUUUGACUCCUGAAUUAAGAAAAGUAAUAUUAAAUAUGAUGCAUCCCGACUAUAAACGUCGUUGGACAGCUGAUGAAUUGUUGAAACAUAAACCGAUUUCCAGGGUUGCCCGUCGUCGACAUAUUUGGAUAAAAUGGUGUUCAAGUCUUAACUUUAUCAGUGAUUGUUUCCAAUGGUUUAUAAUUUUCCUCAUGAGAAUAUUGCUCAUUUCAUUUCUUUACUCUAUUAUUAAGAAAAAGAUUCGUUAUCGGAGAAACUCAGGAUCUCGAACACCACCUCGACAAGCAUUAUCACCCGAUUGGGAUCAAAGUUUCUCGGAUGAUGAUGUAUUUGAAAGCAGCUUUUUAGUGUCUCCUGUUUCUGAUGAAAUUAACUCUUCCUUUAUGAGUGCUAGAAACCAUUUACUUAACGAUUCAAUGACUAGUGCCCACAGCAUCAGUAGGUAUACAUCAACAGCGAAUAAAAUUAAAAGACAGUCCAAUAUGUCAUCAUCAUCGUACAUGCCCUUAACACCAAUAAGAAGAUCAUUAUUUAAUAACGAGAGACCUUCCCUGCUCGCCAGAACACCAGGAUUACAGGAUAGUUUCAAUGAAAGGAUAAGUUUUUGUGAUCUUUCAGACGAUGAUGAUGAACUCAACGUUACAAAUCAAAUGUGUCCUAAAAAUCUCGAGAAAUUAUUUGACAAAAUGGAUAGUGAUGAAGACUUUGCAACUUGAAUUCAAAUUUGAAUCGAAAAGUGAAGGAGCAAAAACAAAACUUAUCUAUUGCCAUAAUCGUCAUAAUCAUUAGAAAUCAUCAUCAACAUCAUCACCAUACUCGAAUACAAAUGAUCAAUGACUUCUACUAAAGGAAAAAUAAUAUUAAUUAUAACGAUUAACAUAAAAAAAAUAAGAUUAAUAUUAAUACCAAUACGAGAUACCAAAGAGAAGAUUUUUUUUUCUGGAGUAAUAAUUGUGCGUUCAUAGAUGAAAAUCUAAAAAUCAUUGAAAUAAUUAUCCAAAUUCUCCAAAGUAAAAACAAAAAGUCCUAGCAAACGAACCUAAAUAAAAUGACUACCGAAAAGUGUCAACCGAAGAAGGAGAAAACGAGAAGGACAUAAAAAAACAACUUCCACUUCCUCUUUCAUUUCAUAGAAAAAGAUAUUUUUUUAAUUCCCAAUUUUUAUCUGUUCAUAAAAUAAUUAAUACAAAAAAAAACGUAAACAACAACAACAACAAACAAUA
Messenger RNA from Panonychus citri (citrus red mite), 2267 nucleotides. Its product is annotated as membrane-associated tyrosine- and threonine-specific cdc2-inhibitory kinase-like. The record is from RefSeq and is a predicted model, not a curated record. Gene Ontology annotation, molecular function: ATP binding; protein kinase activity. Gene Ontology annotation, biological process: protein phosphorylation. NCBI's taxonomy places the organism in Eukaryota, Metazoa, Arthropoda, Arachnida, Trombidiformes, Tetranychidae.